AAUUAAAUACACCUGAAAGAGAAACAGGACAUUUGUGCUAAUGACCCCAUAUAGGCUUCUCUGUUGAACUUCAACUUUUCCACCACUGUGAAGUGAAAAGGCAGAAGGAGAAGUGCCCUCAGCCCAAGUAAGCUAUUGGAACUCCUUUCAAGCUUCUUGUUGUAUAGAAGAUAUGCGUUAGAUUCUGAGUAAAUGUUGUUGAACUCGAAUAUACGCCCUAGAAUUGGAGGAACCUUGCCUAGGUAUAGAAAGCUUCGCAAGAUUCUAUGGUUUGGUUCAUAUAAUAAUCGUGUUUGUGUUGAAUUUUCUGGAAAAUUUGGGACUUGUGAAUCGGGAAUCCAUUUUCGUGGAGACCCAUUUACUUACAAUGGAGUAAUCAUUGCAUUAUUUUCCUCAUGGACAUCUAGAAGUGAUAGGCCUAAGUUUAAUCGGAACCCUAAAUUAUACUUGGAAAAUGGUGAUUGUGAUGGUACUGGAGAUAGGUAUGCUGUAAAAGAAAAAUUGGGUUCUAAAGAAAGUAAAGUUUUGAGCUUUUCUGAUACUUCUAUUGAUGAUGAUGGAAAAAACUGCAGUGAUAUAGAUAAUGCUAAUAGUUGUAGGUUUGACGAUGUCCAUGAGUUUGAAGAGUCAGCGAAUGAAGAUGGAGAAGGAGAUUUGGACUGUACUGAUGAUGUUUUUAAGGCUUUGGAUUCAUUUGGUAAAAGUCAAAAGCAAGUCAACAGGGCAGAAAAUGUUGGCAUUUCUGGAAGAAUUGAUGGGGUUGAAGAUGAAAUGAGACAUCCUUUGGUUAAGGAAACAUGUAGAUUAAUUGAACGUCAGUCGGUUUGGAAUCCAAAGCUUGAAAUAGAAUUGAGGCGUUUGCUAAGAAGUAUGAAGCCUCAACAAAUUUGUGCUGUGUUAAGGUCUCAAUCAGAUGAAAGGGUUGCUUUGAAAUUCUUUUAUUGGGCAGACCAGCAGUGGCGGUACCGACAUGACCCUAUUGUUUACUAUAUGAUGCUUCAACUUCUAAGCAGGACAAAGUUGUGUCAGGGAGCUAAGCGCAUUCUUAAACUGAUGGCACGAAGAAGAAUUCCACGGAGACCUGAAGAUUUCGGUUGUGUGAUGGUUGCUUUUAGUCGAGCUGGACAUUUAAGGAAAGCAAUGCAGAUCCUGAAUGUGAUGCAAAGAGCAGGAAUUGAGCCUGAUUUGUCUAUAUGCAACACUGCAAUUUAUGUUUUGGUGAAGGGAGAUAAAAUUGAGAAAGCAUUGAGGUUUCUGGAGAGGAUGCAACUAGUUGGGAUAACACCAAAUGUUGUUACAUACAAUUGCUUAAUCAAAGGUUAUUGUGAUGUGCAUCGUGUUGAAGAUGCAUUAGAGUUGAUUGCUGAAUUACCGUAUAAGGGCUGUUACCCAGAUAAAGUUAGUUAUUAUACUUUGAUUGCAUUCUUUUGCAAGCAGAAACAAAUUGAUGAAGUGAGAGAGUUGGUGGAGAAAAUGGCUAAAGAUAGUAACUUAUUGCCAGACCAGGUUACGUAUAACACUAUUAUUCAUAUGCUUUCAAAGCACGGCCAUGCUGAUGAAGCCUUAGGAUUCAUAAAGGAAGCUGAAGAAAGAGGAUUCCGAAUGGAUAAAGUGGGCUAUAGUGCUGUAGUGAACUCCUUCUGUAAAGAAGGAAGUUUAGAUAAGGCAAAGGAACUGGUCAAUGAAAUGAUUGCCAAAGGAUGUCCUCCUGAUGUGGUUACUUACACUGCAGUUCUGAAUGGGUUUUGCCUUGCAGGGAGAAUUGAUCAAGCAAAAAAGUUACUCCAACAUAUGUACAAAUAUGGUUGCAAGCCAAACACUGUAACAUACACUGCCUUGUUAAACGGGCUUUGCCAGAUUGGAAGGUCUGCCGAGGCGCGAGAGAUUAUGAGCACGUGUGAGGAGUGGUGGUGGAGACCGAAUGCUAUCACAUUUAGUGUGGUAAUGCAUGGUUAUCGUAGGGAAGGAAAACUGUCUGAAGCCUGUGAGGUAGGUAGGGAAAUGAUUGGAAAGGGCUUUUUCCCUUCUCCCGUUGAAAUUAAUCUGAUAAUUAAAUCUCUUUGCCAAGAGGGCAGAGCAGAUGAAGCAAAGAGGUUUAUGGUAGAAUGUCUGAAGAAAGGAUGUGCUGUUAAUGUGGUGAAUUUCACCACUGUAAUUCAUGGUUUCUGUUUAAAGAAUGAGUUGGAUGCUGCUCUCUCAGUCCUUGAUGACAUGUAUUUAAUCAACAAACACCCCGAUGUUGUCACAUAUACAACGCUAAUCGACGGAUUAGGAAAACAAGGAAGGAUGGAAGAGGCUAUUGAUCUGUCGAUUAAAAUGCUUCAUAGGGGUAUGCUUCCCACUGCUGUGACAUAUCGUACAGUCAUCCAUCGAUUUUGUCAGCAACGUAGGGUGGAUGAUCUGUUGGAAUUACUGGAGAAGAUGCUUUCAAGACAGGGGUGCAAGACUGCCUAUAAUCAGGUUAUUGAAAAACUUUGUGGUUUAGGAUAUCCUGAUGAGGCUUAUAAGCUAUUGGGAAAGGUCCUCAGGACAGCUUCAAGAGUUGAUGCAAACACCUGCCGCAUUCUUAUAGAGAGCUAUUUAAAGGAAGGGAACCCUCUUUCAUCAUAUAAGGUGGCAUGUCGAAUGUUCAACCGAAAUCUGAUUCCUGACUUAAAGGUCUGUGACAAGGUGAGGGAUAGAUUGAUGCAAGGUGGCAGAGUAGAAGAGGCUGAUAAGCUCAUGUUGCGCUUUGUCGAGCAUGGCCAUAAGUUGCCUCAGCUUCAGAGGGCUUGAGUUUUGACUAGUAAAGAGGAAAUCAUUGUGUUUCUCAGGACAUAUUACUGUUCUGACAAGGCUACAAUAGGAAAGUAUAGACAUUAAAAGGCAAAUGAUUCAGUAGCUCAUUCUAUUUCAGAAAUAAGUCACUGUCUCAGGCAUAACAAGAUUUUUUGAAAUGCUGGUGGUUUCUCGGACCAGAGUGGUGAUAUGGACAUCAAGUAUUGGACACAUCCCAGAGAUCUUUUUUCAUGGUAUGACAUUUUCUAUUCCCAAUUGCAUUUAUUUUUCUAUUAUACAUAAGUGAGUAAGAUUGGGAUGAACACUGCAACCAACAAUUGUACGAAGAGCAAUAUACUAGAAACUUGGACA
This is a messenger RNA of Solanum dulcamara, 3129 nucleotides long. RefSeq names its product pentatricopeptide repeat-containing protein At1g09900. The record is from RefSeq and is a predicted model, not a curated record. The coding region runs from base 193 to 2775 and encodes 860 amino acids. Gene Ontology annotation, molecular function: protein binding. Lineage: Eukaryota; Viridiplantae; Streptophyta; Magnoliopsida; Solanales; Solanaceae. The transcript has a single exon.